Amaranthus tricolor (Joseph's coat) is the source of this 1102-nucleotide messenger RNA. RefSeq names its product protein TIC 20-v, chloroplastic-like. Bases 135 to 776 code for a protein of 213 amino acids. The record is from RefSeq and is a predicted model, not a curated record. The transcript has a single exon. Lineage: Eukaryota; Viridiplantae; Streptophyta; Magnoliopsida; Caryophyllales; Amaranthaceae.
GUUUACCCACAGUUUUGGAGGUCAUAGAUGUGUCUCAUCUCUCCUUCAAUCCUCCAUUCUUACUUCUCAGUGUGGUCAUUGGCAAAACUACCUAUCUCUUUGCAUUUCUUAACAAAACCCAUUAAUUUUCUACCAUGGCCACAACUUAUCUCUUAACUUUACCUUCAUCAUUCAAUUACAUGCCCAAAACCCAUUACUCAUCUUCUCUUCUUCCUCUUAAAGGUCAUUCCUUUAUCACCUUAACUAAAACACCCACAUCCCAAAACCCUAAAAAAAGGUUAAUUCUUUGUCAAUCCAAUAAAAACAAUGAUCUUCCUGAUGCCCCAGAUAAAUUAAUCUCUGCAAUUUGUUACUUUUACCCUUUUUUUGAUGGAAUUCAAUAUGGAAAAUAUGUUGUUACUCAAUUUACACCUCUUCAAGUCCUUUUACAACCUUUAAUUCCUGCUAUAAAAGUCUACAAAAGCUUUCCUCUUAAUGGGGUUUUAGUAUUUUUCACCCUUUAUUUUGUUGUUGUUAGAAAUUCAAAUUUUAGUAGAUUUGUGAGAUUUAAUACUAUGCAAGCAAUUGUUCUUGAUGUUCUACUAAUUUUUCCUGAUCUUUUGGAAAGGACAUUUAACCCAAAAGAUGGUAUUGGGUUGGAUUUGAUGAUGAGUUUGGAUAGUACUGUGUUCUUAUUCUUGUUGGUUUGUUUGAUUUAUGGGUCUUCUAUUUGUGCUCUUGGUCAAAUUCCUAGAUUGCCUAUUGUUGCUGAUGCUGCUGAAAGGCAAGUUCUUUAAAUUAGUUUCAGGCUCAGCUAAUCUUGCAAGCGACUGUCUCAAUACGAGACUAAUAGCCCAAUCGGCCCAAUUAUAGUUUUUCCCGAUUAUAGCUAAUUUUGGGUUAUUCUAUGAUGUGUUUAUGUGCUUGUGACAAAUCAAAAAUUGUAUCAAAUUAUAUACUUUGGAUUAUUGAGCUGAAAUAUUGUUUUGUGCACUAACAUUUUGUUGUGUUUUUCCGAUAAAGAUAUAUAUUAAUAGAAGCUAAUUAUUUGCUUUAGAUUGAUGUGCUUUUGGUGUAUAAAUGAAUGACAGUUGAAUACAUUGUUACCCAAUUGCUGAAUGAA